AUGAACCGUUUAUGGCUAAACCCUAGCUUAUAUGGUUUGAAGCUUCCAUUUUCCAUGGACAUGGUUCUUAUGGACGACAAGGGUUGUAAGAUUCACGCUACGGUUAGGAAGACUCUUAUUUACCGAUUUCAAUCUUUGCUGAGUGAAGGAAGUGUAUAUCAGAUUUCGUUCUUUGGUGUUGGUGAAAGUGGUCGUGAUUUCCGUCCAACCUCGCAUCAAUUAAAGAUCAACUUUGAUAUACAUACUUUUGUACGAUUGGUUCCGAACAAGGCUAUCAACUUAAGCCCUUACUGUUUUGUGCCACUUUCUGACAUAAUGUUUAAGGACCUUGAUAUGUCUUUCCUUAUAGGUAAGACAAGCCUCCAAAAUGUUUAUGGAGCUACAAGGGUUCUCUUUAAUUCUCUCAUACAAGAAGCUGCUCCUCUCCGAGCUCGGUUCUUGGAGUCAAAUGAUCCUGCUGCACAUGUCAUUAGCCCGCUUCAAGACUCGGCAAAAAAAUCUACUCCUGAAGAUGAUUUCCUAAAACAGAGUGAUGGGACCAUCGAGCAACUCAAAGAUCUUGCUGAGAGGGUAUGGAUUGGUAUUACCCUGCGUGAAAGUAUAGCAAGAAGGUAUAUCCUGCUAACGGAGGCUACUGCUCUACUAAACAAAUCCUGUGCAAAUCUGCUUGAAACUAUUAUAUGGUGCUGA
Lotus japonicus is the source of this 690-nucleotide messenger RNA. RefSeq lists its product as uncharacterized. The record is from RefSeq and is a predicted model, not a curated record. The transcript is spliced from 7 exons. NCBI's taxonomy places the organism in Eukaryota, Viridiplantae, Streptophyta, Magnoliopsida, Fabales, Fabaceae. Bases 1 to 690 code for a protein of 229 amino acids.